CCGGGGAGCUUCUUAGACUUACAUGCUGCUGGUAUAUUCCUAGAAUUCCACCUUAAAACAAGCUGAAUGUCCUUAUGGCUGACAUCUCAGCAUGGAAAAGUUUUGCUUAAGCAAUGACACACUGCAGUUGGAUCCUUCUCACCCACAUCUGGAAGCCACAUGUCAGCGGCAGCUAUAUAAAACGGUCAGACCAGCAAUCUUAGAGUGACAUUGUUUGCCAAAAUCCCAGGCAGCAUGGACCUCAGUCUUCUCUGGGUACUUCUGCCCCUAGUCACCAUGGCCUGGGGCCAGUAUGGCGAUUAUGGAUACCCAUACCAGCAGUAUCAUGACUACAGCGAUGAUGGGUGGGUGAAUUUGAACCGGCAAGGCUUCAGCUACCAGUGUCCCCAGGGGCAGGUGAUAGUGGCCGUGAGGAGCAUCUUCAGCAAGAAGGAAGGUUCUGACAGACAAUGGAACUACGCCUGCAUGCCCACGCCACAGAGCCUCGGGGAACCCACGGAGUGCUGGUGGGAGGAGAUCAACAGGGCUGGCAUGGAAUGGUACCAGACGUGCUCCAACAAUGGGCUGGUGGCAGGAUUCCAGAGCCGCUACUUCGAGUCAGUGCUGGAUCGAGAGUGGCAGUUUUACUGUUGUCGCUACAGCAAGAGGUGCCCAUAUUCCUGCUGGCUAACAACAGAAUAUCCAGGUCACUAUGGUGAGGAAAUGGACAUGAUUUCCUACAAUUAUGAUUACUAUAUCCGAGGAGCAACAACCACUUUCUCUGCAGUGGAAAGGGAUCGCCAGUGGAAGUUCAUAAUGUGCCGGAUGACUGAAUACGACUGUGAAUUCGCAAAUGUUUAGAUUUGCCACAUACCAAAUCUGGGUGAAAGGAAAGGGGCCGGGGGACCAGAGGGUGUCCACAUAUGUUAACAUCAGUUGGAUCUCCUAUAGAAGUUUCUGCUGCUCUCUUUCCUUCUCCCUGAGCUGGUAACUGCAAUGCCAACUUCCUGGGCCUUUCUGACUAGUAUCACACUUCUAAUAAAAUCCACAAUUAAACCAUGUUUCUCACUUUUCACAUGUUCCAUAGCAACUGCUUUAUAUGACUGAUGAUGGCUUCCUUGCACACCACAUAUACAGUGCGCAUGCUUACAGCCAGGCUUCUGGAGCACCAGCUGCAGCCUGGCUACUGCUUUUUACUGCAGAAUGAACUGCAAGUUCAGCAUAGUGGAGGGGAGAGGCAGAACUGGAGGACAGGUGCAGUGAAAGUUCUCUACAGCUAAGCCUGUUUGAAUGAUAUUUAGGGUCCCCACCAAAAGCAGGCUUUCUGCCCUGAGGGACAUCUUCCCACUCCCCUGCUCCACAUGAGCCAUGCAUGCUUAGCAAUCCAAGUGCAGAGCUCUUUGCUCCAGGAGUGAGGAGACUGGGAGGUGAAAUGGGGAAAUGGAAGGGUUUGGAGGCAGAGCUGAAAACAGGGUUGGAAGGAUUUCCUGAAUUAGAAGACAAACGUUAGCAUACCCAGUAAGGAAAAUGAGUGCAGGGGCCAGGGGAACCCGUGAGGAUCACUCUCAAAUGAGAUUAAAAACAAGGAAGCAGAGAAUGGUCAGAGAAUGGGACUCAGAUUGGGAACUUGUGGGGAUGAGAGUGACCAGGUUGAACUGGGAAGUGGAAAAAGGAGUUUGAGUCACUGGCACCUAGAGGCCUGCCCACGAUUCCUAGGAAGGCUGGCAGACACCCUGGAACCCUGGGGAGCUACUGGCAAACUCUCCUGGAUUGGGCCUGUUUUUUUGGCGGGAAAGGCUGCCCUGGGGAUCAACUUUCCUUCUGUGUGUGGCUCAGGAGUUCUUCUGCAGAGAUGGCGCUAUCUUUCCUCCUCCUGUGAUGUCCUGCUCCCAACCAUUUGUACUCUUCAUUACAAAAGAAAUAAAAAUAUUAACGUUCACUAUGCUGAAAA
Molecule: messenger RNA, 1930 nt
Organism: Gorilla gorilla gorilla (western lowland gorilla)
Lineage: Eukaryota; Metazoa; Chordata; Mammalia; Primates; Hominidae
Gene: DPT
Product: dermatopontin
Exons: 4
Coding region: 235-840 (201 amino acids)
Biological process (GO): collagen fibril organization
Cellular component (GO): extracellular matrix
Source: RefSeq, a predicted model, not a curated record